Messenger RNA from Daphnia carinata, 3334 nucleotides. It is a transcript of the gene l(2)37Cb, whose product is annotated as pre-mRNA-splicing factor ATP-dependent RNA helicase DHX16-like. The record is from RefSeq and is a predicted model, not a curated record. The transcript is spliced from 6 exons. Gene Ontology annotation, molecular function: RNA binding; ATP binding; helicase activity. Bases 109 to 3150 code for a protein of 1013 amino acids. Lineage: Eukaryota; Metazoa; Arthropoda; Branchiopoda; Diplostraca; Daphniidae. Gene Ontology annotation, cellular component: catalytic step 2 spliceosome; intracellular anatomical structure.
UCCAUUAUUGUGGACGAUCCUCCAAGGUUUUUCAUUAUCAACAGUUUCAGACGGACUCGACGUUCCUAAUGCAUUGUUUACGAAUUAGUUUCUGAAUAAAAUUAAAAAAUGAAUUUAGAAACGUGGGUUAGUGAUCAGUUAAUUGAAAUUCUAGACUUUAGUGACCGCUAUACGUCUCAGUUUCUGGCGUCGCUUGCGCAUAAAAGUUCAUCAGUGAAUGACCUUAUUGAGAAAGUCCGUAGCACAGACACUAUAGAUGUGACAAACGCAAAAGUCAUGACUUUCUUGACAGAACUGUGGGGGAAGAUUCCGAGAGCAGCCCCGAAAGUUAAUCUUGAAAGAAUUGCUGCAAAGCAGCAAGAGCAAGCUAUGUUAGCAAUGAUUGAAAAAAACAAACGAUACAAAUUGUUGGAAGACAGUGACGAAGAAGUAAUGGCUCCUCCACCACCACCUGCUAGCAAAAAAAUUAAGAAAGAAAAAAGAAAGUCUGAAUCCAGCAGUGAGGAUGAAGAUGAAAAGCAACGAGUGAAAGAUUUAAAAGAAAGAGAUGAGUUCUCAGAACGUCUCAAACUAAAAGAUAAAGAUAAACAGAGGAAUGUGGUAACUGUUGGGAAAGGCUUUGCUGAGGCUGCUAAACGACUUCAGAUGGAGGCUGAAGAUAAAGCAAAUAUUAUUCCCAAACUUAGAGUUGAAUCAAGAAGAAAAUAUUUGGAGAAACGAAAGGGUGACAAAAUCACUGAAUUGGAAGCAGAUAUUUUCGAUGACGAAUACCUGUUUGAUGAGCAACAACUUACGGAGCGUGAACGAAAGGAUCGCGAGUACAAAAAGAAAAUUCUCAAUCUUGCGAAAGAACACGACAAGGCCCGAGAGUUGGAAUUAGUUCAACGGUACCAUAUGCCCGAUGACAAGCGGGAUAAAGCAAUGCCUGACAGAUACGUCGAGAUAGAUGACAGAGAGAAACAACCACAUUCUGAGCAGCGAGUUUGGGAAGAUGCACGCAUGGCUACUGCCCAAUGGAAUUUUGGUGCUAGGGAUGCAAAACAGCGACUUCAAGAGAAAGGAAAAGUUCACGACUAUGAUCUCUUGUUGGAUGACACCAUUGACUUCGUUCAGACAAAUCAACUUGCCGGGACGAAGGGUAUCGAAGAUCAACCAGAGGUAAGUGACAUCCAGAAGAAGAAAAUGUCGUUGCAAGAAACAAGGAAAUCUCUACCGAUAUUUCCAUUUCGUGAAGAUUUACUGCAAGCCGUAGAAGACCAUCAAAUUUUGAUCGUGGAAGGAGAGACGGGCUCUGGUAAAACAACGCAAAUCCCACAAUAUCUUUACGAAGCAGGGUAUUGCAAAGACGGUAAAAAAAUUGGAUGCACACAGCCUCGUCGUGUUGCUGCCAUGAGCGUUGCUGCCCGCGUAGCUCAGGAAAUGGGCAAGAAACUUGGUAACGAAGUUGGUUAUAGCAUUCGAUUUGAGGAUUGCACAUCAGAGAGAACUGUAAUCAAAUAUAUGACUGACGGAAUGUUGUUGCGAGAGUUCCUCUCCGAACCUGAUUUACAGAGUUAUAGUGUCAUGAUCAUCGACGAGGCUCACGAACGAACACUUCACACCGAUAUUCUUUUUGGUUUGAUCAAAGAUAUCGCCCGUUUUCGACCUGAUUUGAAGCUUCUUAUUUCCAGUGCUACAUUGGAUGCUGAAAAAUUCUCCGAUUUCUUUGAUGAAGCUCCCAUUUUCCGCAUCCCUGGUAGAAGAUUUCCCGUGGAAAUUUUUUACACCAAAGCACCCGAAGCAGAUUAUAUCGACGCCUGCGUAGUCACAAUCCUUCAAAUUCACGUAACGCAAGAUGCAGGGGACAUUCUUGUUUUCCUUACUGGACAAGAAGAAAUUGAAACUGCUCAGGAGAGCCUGACAGAACGGACCCGACGAUUAGGUACAAGGAUAAAAGAAUUGCUGAUUCUACCUAUCUAUGCCAAUUUACCGUCAGAUAUGCAGGCAAAAAUUUUCGAGCCAACUCCCCCUGGUGCCAGGAAAUGCAUUUUGGCAACGAAUAUCGCAGAAACGUCUUUGACUAUUGACAACAUCAUCUUCGUAAUUGACCCAGGAUUUUGCAAGCAAAAUUCAUACAAUGCGCGAACGGGAAUGGAAUCCUUAGUGGUCGUUCCAAUUUCCAAAGCGUCAGCUAACCAACGAGCAGGACGAGCUGGACGUGUUGCAGCUGGCAAAUGCUUUCGUUUAUACACAGCGUGGGCGUACAAGCAUGAACUCGAAGAGAACACAGUACCUGAAAUUCAGCGAGUCAAUUUGGGCAACGUCGUUCUGUUGCUCAAGUCACUCGGCAUUAACGAUCUAAUCCACUUUGACUUCCUUGAUCCUCCUCCGCACGAAACACUGGCAUUGGCGCUAGAGCAACUGUACGCUCUAGGAGCCCUCAACCACAUGGGCGAAUUGACAAAGUUGGGCCGACGCAUGGCAGAAUUCCCUGUUGACCCAAUGAUGGCCAAAAUGCUAUUAGCAUCAGAAAAGUACAAAUGCUCGGAGGAAAUUGUUACUAUUGCUGCGAUGCUGUCAGUCAACAGCGCCGUCUUUUAUCGACCAAAAGAUAAAGCUAUUCACGCCGACACCGCUCGCAAGAACUUCUUUUCUCCUGGCGGCGACCAUUUCACCUUGCUUAACGUUUACAACCAGUGGGUUGACACGGACUUUUCGACCCAAUGGUGCUUCGAGAACUUCAUUCAACAUCGAUCAAUGCGACGCGCUAGGGACGUUAGAGAACAGCUAGUCGGCCUGGUGGAACGUGUCGAAAUUGACAUGGUUUCCAAUAAAGACGAUUUAGUAGCCAUCGGUAAGGCAGUGACAGCUGGAUUCUUUUACAACACAUCGCGUUUAUCCAAGACUGGUGGUUACAAGACAGUUAAACACAAUCAGACAGUUCUCAUCCAUCCCAACAGCUCCAUGUUCGAAGAACUUCCGCGCUGGCUCAUCUAUCACGAACUUGUGUUCACAACUAAAGAGUAUAUGAGGCAAGUCAUUCAGAUUGAAAAUAGCUGGCUAUUGGAAGUUGCUCCUCAUUAUUACAAGGCGAAAGAUUUGGAAGAUACAACAACUCGUAAGAUGCCCAAAAACAAGGGCAAAUCACGAGCAGAGUUGGGAGAUCAUUGAUCUGUGAAGAUCCUUUGGAUUUGAUUGUGAAAAUUUCGCUCUUUUAUUCAUCAUUUUGAGUGAUCAUGAAUAUAGCAACACGUAAUAUUAUAAGGUUGGAUCUCUGCCACCCUAUGGUUUUAUCAGUGUUAUUUUGCCACCUUGUGAUUGUUUUGGGUCGAUAAAAAUACAGUCUCUUUUUCUA